Anneissia japonica is the source of this 4455-nucleotide messenger RNA. Its product is annotated as E3 ubiquitin-protein ligase TRIM71-like. NCBI's taxonomy places the organism in Eukaryota, Metazoa, Echinodermata, Crinoidea, Comatulida, Comatulidae. The record is from RefSeq and is a predicted model, not a curated record. Gene Ontology annotation, cellular component: chromatin; nucleoplasm. Gene Ontology annotation, biological process: positive regulation of DNA-templated transcription. Bases 789 to 2768 code for a protein of 659 amino acids. Gene Ontology annotation, molecular function: protein binding; zinc ion binding; ubiquitin-protein transferase activity. The transcript has a single exon.
UUCAAAAAAUACGACUAACAACCUCAUAAACAUUGAGUUCAGUAUUUCUGUCAAUUUAGGUUAAUUUAAUUUAAAUACAAAAAUAUAAGCAAACAACAUAUUAAAAUAAUAUACUUUAUAAGUUAUAAGUUGAUUAACUUAACAAACAACACGGCAUAUCUUUAACAAAGAAAUACGACUAACAACCUCAUAAACAUUGAGUUCAGUAUUUUGUCAACUUAGGUUAAUUUAAUUUCUAAUAAUUACACUGCCAAUCAAGAUGAAACAGUUGAUAAGACAACUUCCAUGCCCUCUAGUAAACUCUUUGUCUCCCUUCACGCAUGUGUAACAGUCAACCUCACCAAACCUGUUCGGCUUUUAGUCGAAUAAAUUUUGUUUAGGUUAGUAAUUUGUGUUUUUUUAAGAGGCUGUUAUACUCACAAAAUAUACUUUACUGGAGCAGCUUGUGAUAGAAUGUAUCUUUAAUGAUAUCUCAAAUGAUUUAAUUCAAACGACAUAUAUCAAGGAAGUUUUCAUUUACACAUAAACGUCACAUCCGAUGAGGAAGCGCUAUGCCCACGUUGAAUUAAAACAUCAAGCGUCGCGGCAAAAGUAUUACUCAUCCAAAUAACAGCAGCAGUAGGCCUAUUUAAGUGUUACUGAAGUGUGUUGAAAAGUGUAUACCAAGAGUUUGCGAUAGUUACAAGACCACGACAGAAACCACAGCAUGUUACUGUUCAGUUGAGUAAUUUGUCAUUAUUUACACUCUGGGUGAAGUAACGUUUGUAUCGACAAUAUUUUAAAAAAUCAUGGCGGCUAAAUUACAUUUUAAUGAAGAAUUUUUGGAGUGUUCAGUCUGUCAGAGCAGCUAUGUUAACCCACGUGUGUUACAUUGCCUCCAUAGCUUUUGCAAAGAUUGUCUCGUCAAACAUGUGGAGCCAAUGACUGGUAGGAUCGCUUGUCCAAAAUGUGAUUUCAAGACAGUUUUGCAAAAAUGUGGAAUGGCAGGUUUAAAUGUCAACCCGUUGAUCUUGAAUCUGCAGGGCUUUAACAAAAUCCACAAUUUGAUAAAGAAUCCAACUGACCCUAUUGUCUGCACACUGUGUGAUUGUCGGGAAAAUGCAACAGGACGGUGUUUCGAAUGUGAUGAAUUUCUUUGCUCAAAAUGUGUCGAAUCUCACAAGAGAAUCAAGAUGUUUCAAGAACACGUGGUGAAUUCCUUAGACGAACUAAAAACUACAAGUUUAAGAAUGCUUUACAAAAAGUCUCGUAAGGUAAGCAGAUGCCCGCGUCAUGAAGGAGAAAGUCAAAGAUAUUUUUGCCAAAGUUGUGACGUUACUAUAUGUCGAGAAUGUACGGUUGUUGACCACCCAAGACCGUCACACAAUUACGUUGAUAUUCGAGACGCGGCGUCAAAAUGUCGAAAAGAGGUUGUAGAGAAGAUGGAUGAUCUAAAGAAAAAAAAGGUUAAUUUUCAGGAAGCAAUCGAUGAAAUUAAAUCAAUUGAAAACGCAAUCUCAAAGAAAGCCAGUAAGAUGAAAUAUGACAUCGUUUGUUCUAGUGAAGAGAAAAUCAAUUGUAUUAAACAAGAAGAAGCAAAACUCAUUUUAAGAAUUGACUCUCAGGUUGAGAAAAAGUUUGGUAAAAUUAUGAACAAGAAAUCCGAAAUCGAAACUAAAUUGCACACAUUAGAAAGAAACGCAGAUUUUGUAAAUGAAAUUUUGAAUUUGGGUAGCGAUCGUGACGUAAUCAGUAUCCGGAAUGAAAUUGAGAGCACUGCUAUAAGACUCGUCAGUGAGUGUGAUGUUGGCGAGAGUCUGAAGCUCUCAAAAGAUAUAGGAACAUUAACCAGCGAUAAACCGAAACCAGCCCCACGCCCUAGGCUAGAAAAGAAAGAAUCCGGACUAAAGAGAGGCGGAAGCGGUAGGGGUGAAUCAUUCUUUACAACACCAAUGUCACGUACUGCCAAAUUUGGAAAGCAUGGAACUGGACUUCUAGAAUUCGGGUAUGCUCGCCGGGCUGCUGUCACCAGAGAGGGGGACAUUGUAGUCACGGAUACAAAUAAUUGUAAGGUACAAGUGUACAGUCAAUGUGGAGAACUUAAAUUGACCAUCAAUGUGGCUAGAGACCCUCUUAAUGCCAAACAAGGUCCUCUGGACGUGGCAAUUACACCUGAUGCAAGAAUACUGAUCGUACAAGAAGAAUGUGCGAACAUGUCGUCAUAUAACAAGAAAGGAGAGUUCCUAAGUAAACUAGCAUUUGUCUCACCUAAUGAAACAACCGGUCCUUGUCUGGCGGUCAGUCGCGAUGGCAGAGUGGCUAUUGGGAAUUGGCAGAACGAUACGAUACAGUUUCACUACGCAGACGGAUCAACUAUUUGGAGGAUUACUUGCCCAAGCCCUUGGAGUAUUGCUAUCAACUCCAAAAAUCAACUAGCGGUUGCCUACAACGUCAGUCUGCAUACACGAAGUCAAGUGAAAUUACUUAAUGAAAAUGGUAUUGACAUCCAUGAUAUCACUGUCCCAUCGACAAUGAUCAAAGACGCAGACAUGGAUCUUACAGGGAUCUGUUUUGAUACUCAUGAUAACUUGUACAUAUUAGACUGGACGUUGAAAGGCGUCCACAUGCUGAAUAUGGGUUCUGAUGGCACCUACCAACACAUAAUGUGCGUUGUAAGUGGUUUAGAAUAUCCAUUAGGCAUCGCAUGUACCUACGAUGAUAAAAUGGUUGUUGUGGAAAAACACUUUGUAAGUAUUUUCAGUAGAGAUGUCACAUCAAUUAGCAAUUAAAUGAGUGAGUACCGGUACACCUCUUAAAUUAUUCGGAUGGUUUUAAUUAACGCACUUAAAAAAUAUGCGAGACAAUCCCGAGUUGUGUAUCCUAAUUGUUUUACGUGAUUUUAAAAUAGACAAAUGGCACUCGUUGAACUAAAAAAAAAACGAUUGAGAAUUUAACGGGGAAAAAAAUGCAAAAUUGAUUAUUAGAGAGUAAGCGCCUAAUGGGAAUUGGAAAUGUUCGCUACCUAGGAACAUAAUUAUUAAUUAUAUCAGGAAGCAGUCAUAUUACUGCUUCCUGAUUAUAUUAUUAAUAUAAUCAUCAUCAUCGUCAUCAUCAUCACCAUCAUCAUUAUCUUAGUCGAUGUCGAUAUAAUUGAGAGCAUAUUCACAUUUAUAAGGCGCUUUCUAACAGUUAAAUGGCCAAUUUGUGUUACACUGUAUGUGAACGUUUUAUAUUGAAACAAAAUGUUGUGAAUAUGUUAAGUACUUUUUUAUAUUAUCAAAUAUGAUUGAAUAUAUUGUCCUUGUCAACUUCAUUUUACGAUGACUACUCUCGUCAUAAUAAAACCCUCGCAAUUAAACAUGACAGAGUAAAAAAAAGUAAGUACAGUAUACUAUAAUUAAAUACUCUGUCAUAGUUUUAGGGCCUAAUAUUUUGUAGCUAGAUUAAGUGCCUUUGUAGGCCUUGACGUCAAUGUAUAAUAUUUGAAUUUUGACUGAUAAUACUAUCCUAAUUGCAACAGAUAUACAAUCAGGUACAUUUUGAAUAUACAGAAAAGAUCGAAAACACAUUACCGAUAAUAUAGUGUUAUGUGAAUAUUAUAAAACAUUUUUUUUAAAUCUGAAUGUUGAAGGAAAUAAUUAUAAAGCUUUCAUUGUUAAUAACUUAAAAGAAACCGCCGUACAAAACAAUAUUGAAACCUUUUUAUAUACCUCAGAUCUAUUAAUGAAGAUUCCAUGUAUGUAUUAUAUACUGUAAGGAAGGCCUAGUAAUCUUUUAGCUCGUUUUGCUCUUUUAACCCAUAUCUAUCAGAGGCUCACUCAGUACGAGAAUUUGCCUGCAACGGUGUACAGUUGCGAUCCCAUCAUGCAGAGGUUGAACCAGGGUUUGCCCGACGGGGGAGUCUGAUGUCUCCGACGGGGUGAGGGGAAGCGAUGUCCCCGACGAAAAAAAAGUAGGUGUAGUCGGGUGUCACUCAAAAUCUUUCGAGAAUGUUCUAUUGUGCGAAGCCCCAGAAAAUUAUGACAAUUUAGGGGUUUAAAUUGCUUUACUUAAUCAAUUUUAGAAUCUACUAAUGUAAAAAAUACAUAUAGGCCUAGGCUCUAAGCCUACAUUUUUUUUCUCUCUCCGAUGAAUUGCAGUUUCUCUCCCUCCUUGACGGGGUGGGAGAGCUCUCUCCGUCAGGGGAACCUUGACCACACUGGUGCCACCCCUGCCGCCAUUAUUGUUAAAUCCCAAAGGUAUAUAAAUUUAGAUUUACAUUUAGAUUUAGAUUUUUAUCUUUUUAUUUCAGUAAUUUUAAAUGCGUCUUGUAUGUUAGUAGUUACCAGAUAAAAUUCUUUGAAAAGCUCUUCCUGAUCUAUUUCUACGAUGAUUUUUUUGUUACAAAAAUAAAAAAUAGAACACGUAAACUGGUGUAAUUUUGUUGUUACUAAGCGCAUUAAAAGGUUGUUGCAACGUCAGUCGAUACGUUAUUAA